This is a messenger RNA of Mercenaria mercenaria, 2833 nucleotides long. RefSeq lists its product as uncharacterized. The record is from RefSeq and is a predicted model, not a curated record. Bases 264 to 1703 code for a protein of 479 amino acids. The transcript has 2 exons. Lineage: Eukaryota; Metazoa; Mollusca; Bivalvia; Venerida; Veneridae.
GAUAUAAAGAGAUUAUUUUCGAAAUCAUACUAAUACACACCGACCACAGCUUUCGCAGAAGCGGUGCUCCCAAUGCCGAGACUGUGGAGGAUUCGUGGCAUAACUGGAGAAUAAAAAUGACCGGGCGAAUGUCUUUCUGCUGUCAUCAGCAUAGUCACUCUGCAGACAUUAUGUCCAUAGCAACGCUACAGCAUUCACUAAACUGUUGACAUUUAGUUCUCAUUUGUUACUCAGUCUUUUCGAGAAGAAUACUUGUCAAGAACAUGGCUGUUUUCUUGAACGAAUCGUGUGUUAUAUCUCAAAUACUUAGUCACAUAGGGUAUGAUAGAGGUAUGAGAACAGUCAGGCAAAAUGCUUACAAAUGUAUGGAGACGUCACUUAGUAGAAAUUUGCUGUUUCAACAAACUGUUAUAUCGGGGAGUAAGGGUGAGGGACUAUCAGCUCUGUAUGAAAGUGACUUUGAUUUUAUGUAUGUUCUUCCAAAUGUUGUGUGUUCAGAACACCCAGUGCAGCUUUACAGCGGAGAACAAAUGAAUAGGUUUGUUUUAUUUAAGCGAGGUUUCGCACCAGGAUACGCCUUACUUCAGCUAAUAAAUAUUUGUGAAAAUUUGCCUGUCACAGAUAUUAUAAAAGAUUGUCUAGUGGAGCUUUUACCAGAGCAAUAUUACAUUUCUAGUGAUAUAUGGAAACAGAUAUUUAAACAGAGCAGUAUUGAGUCCUGUCUUCAACCAGGCAAUCGUGGUCUCAGAACCACUAGUAAUGAAACGCAUGGUCCGUCAGUCGUAAUAUCACAAUUUCAGACUGAUUGUGAUAGAGUUUAUACUAUGAUCUGUUACUGUCCAACUUAUCUGUAUUCUUGGGUGACUAGAAAACGUCAAUACAACUGGCCUACCACCGCUGUCAUCGAAGAAGUGUCCGAGUUGGAAUCACAUGCGGUACCAGUGGGUAACAUAAAUAGUCCUUUACAAUUCUUGGAAUGGAGGAUAUGCUACACUAGAGGUGAAAUUAAGCUAAUCCACACCUUGCCGGAUUGCCUGGUUAAAGUAUACAUCUUAAUGAAGGCAAUAGCAAAAGUAGCUUUAAAGCCAAUAAGUAAAGACAUGUCAAGCUAUAUUAUAAAGAACAUAGUUUUGUGGACGGCUGAGCUCAGCCCUUUUGUAUGCUUCUCGGAGGGGAAUUUGGUAACAAUUCUGCAAUAUGCUUUGAAAUUCCUUAAACAAUGCCUCGUUCAAAACAACUUACCAAGUUAUAUGAUACCUGAGAGAAAUCUGUUUGCAGACAGGGUAACGUUACAACAACGUAGUAGACUUUGCAUGAGGAUACACUCUCUCCUCAGAGAGGGACCUAGUGUUGUGCUGAGAGUUAAGAAGAUGAGAGAUGCUCUCAACAUGCUCUAUCGUUCACCGGAAGAAUUUCGGUUAUUUUCUGUACGCCGCCAGAAAGUGGAAACGCUGAUGCUACUGUUCAAUGUCUACACCUCGGAGAACUUUAGUGGUGGCAUUCGGGAUAUUGAAACAAAUAUUAGAAUUUUAUUAACUGAUGGCGUCUUUAACAAAAUUGGACAGUGUGUAUGUAUUAUUCUUGGCCUCGAUGGUAUUUCUGGUGAUGCAGCAUUGAGAAUAGAUCCCGACGAUGUUAUCAGAACUGUACGUGGUACUGAGGAAGGCCGUUUGAUAAGCAUACUUAGGAAAUACGUUUACUAACUGGAUCAAGGUGGAUCUGAUUUUUACAUGCCAUGAUACACAAAAAGCACAAAUUGUUGUGUUUUUUUAACUAGUGAGAACAAUUUUAAUCUUGAUUUUGUAAGCAGUUCAUGGAUCAUAACCGUAGACGAAUCUUUCAUAAAAACCCUACUUGGUCUCUUUUAUGCAUGUUUGGAAUAUUGAAAGACAGGAAAUAAUACUUUCUAUUAUUCAAUGUAUAAUUAUUAAAACUCAAAUGAAAUCAUGUUAAAAGUAUGUCAGUUUUUUAUUGCAUAAUCAUCCUCAUAAUCAUGUAAUACAAUAAGGCUUAUGUGCUCACCUUCAUUUCAGUUUGCUACGUACAUGUUUGUUAUAUUUAGAUAAGGCACAAUAUAUUCAUAAUAAAAAAAUAUACAUUUUAAUAUACAGAAGGAAAUGUUCACGCACAUUUUCUAGUGAAAAAUAUCUAAUAAACUGCUAUCAUUCCGAAUUCGUUAUAUUCAAAGGUUUAUUAGAACUAAACUCACGCUUGAAAAUAAGGACAAUUACUUCUUUUAUUUUGUUGGAUUUAACGUCGCACAGAGACAUGAUAGGUCAUAUGGCGACUUUCUAGCUUUAAUGGUGGAGAAAUUAUUUCAUCACGAGCGGGCACCUGGGUAGAACCACCGACCUUCCGUAAGCCAGCUGGAUGGCUUCCUUACAUGAAGAAUUCAACGCCCCGAGUGAGGCUCGAACCCACAUCGAUGAGGGGCAAGUGAUUUGAAGUCAGUGACCUUAACAACUCGGCCACGGAGGCCCCAAACAAUUACUUCAUAGUAUCUAAUAAUAGUGUGAAAAAACAAAAAGUGAGCAUGUUUGUGUGUAUAAACAGUAUUGUGUUUUGUUCUAAAUUAGUACACACUAAUAUAUGGAAGCACAGUAUGAAUGUGUUCUAUCUCUAUAACAAUGCAAGUUUGUUUUAACAAAUGACUGUUUUACAUGACAUCUACUUGCGAACAAAUUGAUACAUUUAAUGAGGAUGUUCUACAUUUAAAUUUAGUUUUUUAAAACUAAAGUAGUGAAAAAUGCAAAUUAGAUAUCUUUAAUUUCGACCAGUUUUACCCCGAAAGCAAAGUAUUUUCGGAAAGCGAAAUAGAAACAUAUUGAUUUAG